Molecule: messenger RNA, 951 nt
Organism: Boleophthalmus pectinirostris (great blue-spotted mudskipper)
Lineage: Eukaryota; Metazoa; Chordata; Actinopteri; Gobiiformes; Gobiidae
Product: olfactory receptor 10A6-like
Exons: 1
Coding region: 1-951 (316 amino acids)
Biological process (GO): G protein-coupled receptor signaling pathway
Cellular component (GO): membrane
Molecular function (GO): olfactory receptor activity; G protein-coupled receptor activity
Source: RefSeq, a predicted model, not a curated record
AUGAAGAACAGCACUCAAAAUCCUGCCUAUUUUCAAUUUACACUUUUUACAGAUUAUGGACGUCUUCGAUAUCUGUUUUUUAUAUUGUCUUUGUUGAUCUACAUGAUGAUAAUCUCUGCUAACAUGGUCAUUAUAAUCACCAUUUUGAUGGAGAAGUCUUUGCACCAGCCAAUGUAUAUCUUUAUCUGCUGUUUAUCUGUGAACUCUCUGUACGGCUCUGCUGGAUUCUUCCCCAGGUUUUUGGUUGAUCUUUUGUCAGACACUCACUUCAUUUCACAUACUUCCUGUUUUAUCCAAAUAUAUGUGAUUUACACAUAUGCUUCUUGUGAGUUUACAAUACUUGGAGUCAUGGCUUACGACAGGUUUGUGGCCAUCUGUCAGCCUCUGCAUUAUCACACUAAAAUGACCAUAAGGAAAGCACUGUUUCUAUGGGGCGCUGCUGUUGUUUAUUCACUGAUUACAGUAGGUUACGCUAUAGCUCCUACUAGUGAACUGCCCAUAUGUCAUGACAAAAUAGAUAGGAUUUUCUGUGCAAAUAGGGCUGUUGUGAACAAUUCUUGUGGCGAUUCCACACCCAGUGAUAUAGUUGGUUAUUUAUCUGUCUUUAUAACAGUUUUCAUCCCUCUGUUUUUUGUGCUGUAUUCCUAUGUGCGUAUUCUCAUUGAGUGCAAAAGAGGUCGUGCUGAACUGAGAGGAAAAGCUCUGCAAACCUGUCUUCCACAUGUGGUGACUUUUGUGAUAUAUUCAUUUUCUCUUUUUAUUGAACUGGCCAUAGCAAAAUAUGAUACAAACCAAAUUAACCCAGUGAUCAGCGCUAUUCUGUCUUUGGAGUAUCUACUGGUGCCUUCCAUCAAUAACCCGCUCAUUUAUGGACUAAAGUUGCCUCAGAUCAGAACAGCCAUUUUCCGACAUUUUAAAAUCAGAGCUAAGAUCGUUUUUGCUUCUGUGUAG